AAGAUUGUCGUGCGUGUAAAAAAAGUGAACAGAGAAAUUUGUUUUUUUUUUCUGUGAACAGAUGUUUUUGUGUGCAAAAUGUGAUAAGUUAUUAUGCUACGUAUAAUUUUUAAAUGUGUACAGAUAAUAUAAAUAUUUAUGUCAUAAAUUCGCAAUCGUAUUUGUAAUUGCGUGCAUGAGUUAAACAAGAAUGUCAAGAAAGAAAAGGGAUCACAAAUGGAAAGAGAAUGGAUUUGAAGAAUGGGGUGGUUAUAUGGCCGCAAAGAAAGCCAAACUAGAAGAACAAUUUCGCGAGACGGCAAGCAAAGAGUAUCGGGAAGAAACAUCGAGAUUAUUUGAGGGAAUCGCGAUAUUUGUAAACGGUUACACGAAUCCAACGUCUGACGAACUAAGACGCCUGAUGAUGAUGCACGGUGGUACAUAUCAUCAUUACAUGCGUCCUAGAAUCACAACGCACGUCAUCGCGUCGAAUCUGCCAUAUUCCAAAAUAAUGAUGUACAAAAAGUCCCAAAAUCCAGUUCCUAUAUGCAAACCGCAAUGGAUCACAGACAGCAUAGCAGCUGGAAAACUGUUGAAUUUUCAGAAUUAUUUACUUUAUUCUAACAACACCACUGUGCAGUCUCAGUUGGCAGAUAAAUUGAAUAACAAGAAUGAAAAAGUUGACACGAAUUCAGUUACGCGUGACAAGCAGGGCACUGAACUUGCAAACGAAGAGUCUCAAGCUCUGAAAAGCUCUUUCUGCGACGCAAGCGAUAAAAGUAACAAAAAUAUGCAAAAACCAGAGACAAACAGCGAUGCAGUGAAAACAAACUCAAGCAGCAUUCACCAAUCCAUGAGUAAAAAAUCUAAUGCACUAUCUACCAGAGAUACAAACUUUCUCUCAGCAUUUUAUAGUAAUUCGAGGUUGCACUAUAUUUCUACCAUGGGAACUACUUUUAAAGAUUACGUCAAUGAACUGAGAGAUAAAAGCGACGGGGUAUUUCCAGGACUCGAACGUUUGACAAAGUUAAAGGAAAUCGGAGACGUUUCGGUCGGUAGCAACUCUGAAGAGAAAACAAUUUGUUUUAGUACAAGUAACGAUAAAGCGGCGCGCACGCGAGAGCCUGUUAUAAUGCACAUCGACAUGGAUUGUUUUUUUGUGUCUGUAGGAAUCAGAAAUUCACCAGAGCUGUACGAUCAACCAGUAGCUGUAACGCACGCAAAAGCAAAUCACGACGGCAAAGACGAUUUCGGAUCUUUAUCGGAAAUAGCCUCGUGCUCGUACGCGGCCAGAAAAGCUGGUGUAAAAAACGGCAUGUUUCUAGGAGAAGCUCUUAAGCUGUGUCCAAAUCUAAAAACAAUCCAAUACGAUUUUGAGGGUUACAAGGAAGUUUCUUACAUACUGUACGAUACCGUGGCGUCCUACACAUUAGACAUCGAGGCGGUAAGCUGCGACGAGAUGUACGUAGAUUGUACAAAAGUUCUCGAAUUAUCCGGAUUCUCGGAUCCAUUAGAAUUCGCUACCGUAAUCAGGAAAGAAAUCAAACAAAAAACCGGUUGCCCGGUAUCCACGGGAUUCGGUAACAACAAGUUGCAGGCGAGAUUGGCGACGCGCAAAGCCAAACCCGACAAUCAAUUCUAUUUGAGCAGUAAAAAUGCAGAAAUAAACAUCCGAACUUUCAAUGUGAGAGAUUUGCCAGGAGUUGGUGGAACAACAACGCAUAAAUUACAUGAAAUGAACGUGCGCACAGUCGGAGAACUGCAGAAGAUUUCGUUACAAGUUUUACAGAAAGAGUUUGGUAAAAAAAUGGGAGAGCAUCUGUAUAAAAUGUGUCGCGGCCUGGACGACACGAAGCUGAAUCUGGAGUAUGUCAGGAAAUCCGUAUCGGCCGAAGUGAACUACGGCAUAAGAUUUCGGAACAACGAGGACGCCGUGGACUUUCUGAGCCAAUUAUCCGUGGAGGUGUGCAAUCGAUUAACAGCGGCUCGUGCGAAAGGCAGAUGUAUCACGUUGAAAUUUAUGAUCAGAGCCGAGGACGCACCAAAGGAAACCGCCAAGUUCAUGGGCCACGGUCUCUGCAAUUAUAUAACAAAAUCGAAGAAUCUUAUAGCAGCUGUCGAUGACGUUAGUGUUAUCAAAAAGGAAGUCGUAAAUAUUUGGGAUCAGUUGCGCUUGACGCCAGAGGACGUAAGAGGAAUUGGUAUACAAAUAUCCAAACUAGAAGUGAGCAAGAGCAAGCGGGACAAAACCACUUUAAUCAAUUUCUUUAGCAAAACUGAACAGUUACAAAACUGUGAUAUUACAUCAGGAAAUGAUAAUAAAAAUAAACACGAUUUGAAUUACAGUGAGAAAGUUAAGACGAAUAGUUCGGAGUUGCUUUUAACUACAGAAUUAGUAACAACAAAAAGUAUAUCUGAUGCAAAACUUGCUCUUGGAUCGGCGCAACUUUCCAAACUCACUGAUACACGUACCAAUGGACACUUAGGUGAAAAUCCAUCAGACGUUGAAGCAAACUCGUCAAUACCCGAAACAAAACAUAAAAAUGUAAAUAAUUGUAAAACAAAAUACGAAAAUAUGAAAAUAAAAGAUACGUCUGGAAAAUCGAAUAAAAGAACAGUACAAAAACAGAUGUCCCAAGAGAAUUUUUUCAGACAUAUGAAACCGAACAGCGGAAAAUCAUCAAAGUAUGAAGUGCCUCAUAUACACGAUAUCGAUAUGUCCGUGUUAAUCGAAUUGCCAGCAGAUAUAAGAAAUGAGAUAAUGGAUGAAUGCAAAAGAAACAAAGAACAAUCUCAGACUGCAAUGAGUGUCGCGAGUGAACGAAAGACGGACGAAAUCCCGUUCAAUAGAGAUUUGAGUGCACAGAAUUGUUCGCAGAUUGAUCCGGAUGUUUUGUCAGCCUUAAUGAAAAAUGACUUACACCCCGAUGUGCAGCGCGAUGUGCAAUUGUAUUGUAAUAUGAAAAACGGUAAUCUAAAGAAAUCAUCUGAGCCAUUGCGAACAGCCGAGUCUUCAGCCGAUAAUGAUAGCAAAAGUGCAGAAAAUUUAAUUGUAAAUAGUAAUAGUACAAAAGAAGUUGCAUACAUAUCGCAAGCAGAAAUCUUACAAGCAACAGAGCGAUGCAAAAACGAUUAUAUUGACAAAGCGAAAUUUGUCACGCAUCGAACCGACUAUGUUGCGAUUUUACACAAUAACGCUGCUGUGAAUAAAGCCGAUAAUUUUAUUUUACAGAAUUUAAGUAUUUUACAUAACAAUGAAAACAUAGAUAAACAUCAGGAAAUGUUGAUUAAUCUCGUGAAUCAUCUCUUCUCUCUUCCUUUACAACAGGUGAAGAUGCAAAUUCAAACAUGGGUAAUCGAGUCGAAAGCUGUGAACGAAGUGGACUUUCUGUCACUUGCGGCGUUCCUCAGUAUGCUACCGCAAAAGAAACGCAUCGAGGAGUUGCACAUCUUGUUGAAAACAAUGCAUAGAUGCGCAACAAAAACCAGGAGCUGCAUUUGGCAUAGAACAUACAGGCGAACCGUGAAACAUGUUCAACGUUAUAUGCAGAUUGAAUACAACAACAAUCUACUGGUACCAUCGAUCAAAUGCAAUGAUUCGAGAUGUAAUAACAGUGAUUGAGAAUAUAAAACCUCGAAAAUUAUAUAUUUAAUAAAUUUAAUAAAUUAAUAUUAAAAAAGAAACUUCUGAAUUAUUAUAGAAAACUAUUUACAAGCAAACAUGGAUACUUGCUUUCAAGAUCUCGAAUCAAACGCAUGUGUGUGUGUGUGUCAUUCUUUGUUUAAAGAAUCAAGUAAUACACAAUUUCAUUUAAUACAUGCCCUUAAAAAAGUUCCGCAGGUCUUGUGUAAAUUAGUACAAUCUCGAAUUCUUCAUAGUUCUUUUGUUUUAAUUUAUAUAUGUAUACAUGUGUGUGUGUGUGUGUGUGUGUGUGUGUGCACACACACAC
Messenger RNA from Pseudomyrmex gracilis, 3929 nucleotides. It is a transcript of the gene Rev1, whose product is annotated as DNA repair protein REV1. Gene Ontology annotation, molecular function: deoxycytidyl transferase activity; damaged DNA binding; DNA-directed DNA polymerase activity. Bases 191 to 3601 code for a protein of 1136 amino acids. Gene Ontology annotation, cellular component: nucleus. NCBI's taxonomy places the organism in Eukaryota, Metazoa, Arthropoda, Insecta, Hymenoptera, Formicidae. The record is from RefSeq and is a predicted model, not a curated record. Gene Ontology annotation, biological process: error-prone translesion synthesis; error-free translesion synthesis. The transcript is spliced from 6 exons.